AUAUCCGGAGUACACGGGUUUCAGUGUGAGUGCUGGGGUUUGGGCGCAGUGAUUUGCAGCUGAGAGUGGAAGCAGAUCCUCCGCCCAUCACUCCUGAGUGCUGCUGUUUCAGUGCACUGCUGCUGAGCCUCAGAGAGAAAGCCCACCGGCUGCACUGCACACUGCUCUCAAACCUGCUGCACGCUCGCGCCCACUCUGACCAUGACGCUGCAGAGCUCGCGUGAGGAGUACACUUUCAACUGAUCGCCUUUUCUUUCUGCCUGAGAACAACAAACAAACAAACAAACAAACAAACGAUGGAACCAAUAACAAAGUGGACUCCAACUCAGGUUGUCGAUUGGAUGAGAGGACUGGAUGACAGUCUCCAGCAGUACAUCCAGAACUUUGAAAAGGAGAAGAUUGAUGGCCAGCAGCUGUUGAAGAUCUCCCACCAGGACCUUGAGGAGCUCGCCGUUAGCCGCGUUGGCCACCAGGAGCUCAUCCUAGAAGCUGUGGAUCUUCUCUGUGCUCUGAACUAUGGCAUUGAGACUGAAAAUCUGAAGACUCUGGUUGGCCGGAUGAGAGCAGCUUCUAACAACCUGCACAACUGUGCUUCAGAGAGGAGAAGAAGCCCGUCGCAUGACAGCAGCGCUUCAAACAAACCACCCAAUGAGUUCCUGACGGCAGUGGUGGAGCUUAUAGGAGCAGCCAAGGGCAUGCUGGCCUGGCUGGACAGGACACCUCUGACAGGCAUCAGUGACUUCACCACUAUCAAGAACAGGAUCAUCCAGCUGUGUUUGGAGCUCACCACCACUGUACAGAAGGACUGUGCUGUGUAUGAAAUGGAGGAGAAGAUACUGGAAGUGGCUCGAGUUUUAACUGGUGUCUGUGAGGCGACCAGGAGGACGACCUUUGACCCCUUGAAGAGCCGCACCACCUGUCUGGAGGAGGUCCACAUCACUGAUGUCAAACCAGAAGAGGGGCUAGGGAUGUACAUCAAGUCCACAUACGAUGGGCUGCAUGUGAUCACUGGAACCACAGAAAAUUCUCCAGCAGACAGAACUCAACGCAUCCACGCCGGCGACGAGGUGGUGCAGGUCAACCAGCAGACAGUGGUGGGCUGGCAUCUGAAGAACCUCGUGUCCAAAAUGAAGGAGAAUCCACACAGUGUGGUGCUCACGCUGAAGAAGAGGCCUUCAGGAACAGGCAAUUUCACUCCUGCUCCACUGAAGAACCUGCGCUGGAGGCCUCCGGCUGUGCAGAGCGCUCCUCCUGGCCAUGCUGCUCACUCAUCCAGUGUAGAAAGUGCUGCUAAGAAAGAGAAGCCAGCCAUUUUGGACCUGUACUUACCCCCACCUCCAGCUGUGCCCUACACGCCACGGGACGUGAAGGACAGCGCAUGUCCACAGGUCAGAAUGAGGCAAAAAGCUCCUGAGUCUCCAAACUCGUCUCUGGAUCGAGCUGCUAGGCGGUGCUCUAAUCUCGUAGAUUACGUCAGCAAACCCAACGUUAGCGUCUCUCCUCCAGAGACCGCCAUCCCGCAGGCACGACUUCGGCAGCGCACACCCUCCAGAGGGAAGCCGCGGCCGGUGUCUAUGCCAGCUGACACGUGCGUGGGCCUGUCUGAUUCCCCCUGGGCUUUUGGAAGGAAAGGUGACGACGUGUUGCGCAUGUAUAUGAGUAAUGAGCGAAUUCCCCCGAUCGCUGAAGAAACCCCGUGUUUUCCCUUGCCGUACCGGCCAGCCAGUGAGAAGCAGCUCCUACGGGGGGUCGACCACAUCCGUGGCAGUCAGUGCUUCAUCAACGCCGAGCUGCACAGCAGCGCCACCGUGCUGUACCGAGACACCACACGCCGUAAGAGCCGGUCCUCACGCUCCUCCAAGAGGUCCUCAGAGCCCUCGCCUCUCAGCGCCUGGUUCGCUCGACUGAAGCUCUUCACAGUGAACGCGGUGCUCGGUUUGUCUAAAUUUGUCACAAGUUUCGUGUGUUUGUUACCCGAAAUGAGCACUAACAUGUUUCUGGAAGUGAUUUUAUACACUGCCUGGAAGCUGCAUGUACUCCAGUGCUGGCUUCAGAACUUGUUGUCCUUUAAUGUUAGUCCUGCAGAAGUGAGUGACAUGCAGGAGACUCUUCUUCUAGAAGUCUUUCCCACUGCGGCUUGUCAAGGCGAUGCCGGGAUGAGUCGUAGGAGGGUCUCGGUGAAGGACCUGGGACAGGUGGACUGUAAUGGCUGGCUCUACAAAAAGAGAGAGAGCCGAGCUUUCCUGAGGAAUAAGUGGAAGAAAUAUUGGGUCGUGCUGAAAGGAUGCUCUCUGUACUGGUACACAAAUGUAUUGGCUCUGAAAGCAGAAGGCUACAUCAACCUGAGAGGCUUCACUCUGGACCAGGCACACGAGUGCAAGAGGAAGUUUGCUAUAAAGGCCAGCCACCCGCAGGUCGUGACGCUCUUCUUUGCAGCUGAGAACUCACAAGAUAUGUACAAGUGGUUGAGUAAGCUAACUGCAGCCUCUAACAAGAAAGAACUUACAGAAGUCGUUACUGCAGAGUGUUACAGUGAAGACAGUGAUGACGAGGAUGAUGUUGAAGAAACAGGAGCCCAGUACACUGAGCAUCUAUCCACCAGCUCCAUCAAUGGUUGUCUUCCUCCACCACACUCCAGCUCGUCCCCGUGCCGGGACAUGCUCCCCCUUGUGUCUCCGGUGUGUAACACCUCAGAGUGUGUGAGUUCAGACAGUGAGUCAUGGCUGGAGCUCAGCUCUGACUCUCAGGGCCCAAUGUGCGUCAGCGAGCACAGUGACAUCGGCCGUCUGCAGGAUUACCAUGGCGAUGAACGGCCUCCGUCUGACGAGCUGGAGAUGCUGUAUCUGCACCUCAAAAACGCCAGCCUGUCCCCGAGCGGAGAACUGCAGCCUGUGACUAAACGGGACUACAAAUCGUCCUUCAUCAGACGCUGCAAAAACGACACCAUCAACGAGAAGCUGCACCUGGUCCGAGCUCUCAACAGUACUCUAAAGGCCAAAGAGGCAGACCUCCUGGCUAUUGAGCAGGUUCUAGCUGAUUCAGAGUUAGAUGGCAAUAAAUUCAGAAGGUGGAAGAGUGCGAAUUUUCUCCUACUGGAAGAAAUCAACUGCAAAAUGAGCAGAGUAGAGGAAAAACCAGACAUUCAGCCCGAACAGAGGCCAUCCUCCACGCCGGCUGUGUUCGCAGAGACCAGCCUGUGAGUGUGAACGUACAUAAUUAAGGUUGUCUUUCACUUUUGAUGAUAGUUCUGUUGUCUAUUUAAUCAGUUUUUAAAUGUGUGAUAAGGAGGGAUGUUGAAAAUUAUCAUCUAGAAACAUUUAUGCUUUGCUCUGCAGGUUUAAUAAUGAAAUUGAUAACUGCAAAUGAACUCGUUUUGGAAUUGCACAAGUGGUUCUGUCAGUAGAUGAUUCCAAAACACUUGUAAAGUUCAGUCAUCACUCUUUAUCACACAAUGAAUGCUGUACCUUCUGUCUCACAUGAAGAAAAUGUGCGUAUAUGUUGAAGUCAAACAUGAUUAUGGCAUGAUUUGGAGUGUAAAAUGGACAACCUAGCAGAUAUUUGAACUCAAUUUGACUUUUCUAAAUAGAAAAUAUUUUAUGCCAAAUAUCAGUCUAGGUCGCAUGUCUGAUGUCGCAUUGGACACUAACUUAUUGCUCUCUUUUUUUCAAAAAACAUUUUGAAGAAUAGAAUGAAAGCAAUUGGAUUUUAACCAACAUCUAGCAACAAAUCACUAGUAAAAAUAUCUAUUUUAAUUAUUUUAAGUUUUAAAUAUGUAUGUAUUUACUGUAAAUAAAUCUCAAAAGUAUUGUAUAUGUCAGUUUCUGUAAAAACUUGUGCAUUUCAGCUCAUGUAUUUUAUCAUCUUAUUGUAAUAGCUGUUAUUAAAUAAUCUUCAAACACA
Molecule: messenger RNA, 3900 nt
Organism: Pangasianodon hypophthalmus (striped catfish)
Lineage: Eukaryota; Metazoa; Chordata; Actinopteri; Siluriformes; Pangasiidae
Product: connector enhancer of kinase suppressor of ras 3
Exons: 24
Coding region: 297-3200 (967 amino acids)
Biological process (GO): regulation of signal transduction
Cellular component (GO): membrane; cytoplasm
Molecular function (GO): protein binding
Source: RefSeq, a predicted model, not a curated record